AAAGCGUAGAGGCUCGAUAGUUCAUUUUGCGAAUCGUGCUCGAGUGGAAUUAACGGAGUUAAAUUUUCUUCAGAAAGCGCUGAUAUUUUCGCUUUCCUUUAAGACAGUGUCUGAAGCUAUCUUUUUGGAAUUAUAGUUUAAAGAUUCGUGAAUUCAGGAUGUCACGUAUUAUUUUCUUCACUAUUGCUUUGCUCGUAGUAGCAGCUUCAUUGGGCAAAGCUCAACGUCCGCCAUACGCCGGGAGCAGGCCGGUGGGCUACAAGGAUCGUUUUCGCCCAAGACCCACGGGUGCAGCCGCAUCAGCUACGUCUUUGAAUGAUAUCGACAAUCGAUUCGGUGAGAUAGCUAACAAUUUAGACAAUAGUACUAAUGUAACGCAACGGCCACCAGUUGGCGUCGAAGUUGUCUACGGUGAGCCUAGCGAUCCUAGUAACACUAACGCUCAGGACCAAUCCAAUGCUGCAUCUGGCAAUGGGCAGCAACCUCAACAACAGGAACAAGGAGUAAAUGUUGUGAAUAGGCUAGGUACUGAUCAACCUGGCAGCGGUGAACCAACGCAACAGCAAUCAUUGGGAGUAGCUCAAAGCAAUUCAGAAAAUUCAUCCACUGAUUUGUUUGCAGGUGGCUCGCGAAAGUCAUCUAUUGUACCAACCGCUACCACGAUCAGCGCUACACCGACUAUUGCCCCAUUCCGUCAAACCACCCUUAAUCAUGUGCCAUAUGACGCUCACGGUGAUGUAUUUUUGGUUAAUUUAUUGAAUCAGCGUCCGGUCGACCAACAACCUUUCUGGUUUGUCAACUAUCAAGCCAUCGAAGCCCACCGGAACGGUACGAAUCCUUAAAAAAAGCAAAUGCCCUACUUUAUGCUAUAUUUUGCCCUUGUCAGUUUGUCGCGCAAUAGUACGAAAGAUAAUUGUUCAAAAAGGUUUGACGAACCAACUAACUAUUUAAAUGUGUUUGAUUAUUUCGGGAAUAUUUUGUGCUAGAGGGAUGGAAACAAGUCCUUUUUAUAAGCGAUGGUAGAAUAUCGGUUUUUAAAGGCAGUUGCCAAAAAGGUUCUGCAAAUGGCUUUCGACUUUACAAAUUUUAGGACGUUCAACAAUUCACGUUAAAGAUAUAACGAACGUAUCUUAAUCGCAAUCUGGAAACUAUCUGUAGGUCCAAAAUAAUGUUGAACUCGGUUAGUUGGUGAUACCAAUUGGAUGUGCGAAAUUGUGCGAUAAAUUGUCAAGUUUUUGCAAAGUCCAAAAAUAACACGCAUUUCCACCGACUAAAUUAGCUACCUGGAAAGGCAUAAUAAUACUACUACAUCGCCAUCGCUGCUACUACUACUAUUACUAUUAUUGUACUAAUUCCUACUUUAGCUGUGUUUAUCUGGGCAUUCUAAAAAUCAUAUUUUUCUCCUUCUUCAUAGGGUAAUGUGAUUGCUUGUGAUUCGUUAUUGAAAAAAAAGAAAAGAAAUGUACUUAAUGAAUAUAUAUAUAUAUAAUAUAUAUAGACAUUAUCGGUGAUCGUGUUCGUUCGCUACCCCAAAAUUGACCCCUACUUCGUAAACAUUGUAUUAAAACCAUAGCAAAAGUACAGCGAAAAUACCGUCACCAAAAUAUUUAUUCCAGUUUUGUAUAAUAUUGGAAAAACCCUAAAUCUAACAGAGGAAAUUAGCACUCACUGCAUUCUAAAUUAAGGCUAACACACUGCCAAAUUGGGCAGGUGUUAGAUUGUUUUAGUGAUAAGCUGAAAUUUUAACCCAGUUACAAAAUACACAGUGCUCAAAUAAAUCUCUAAAAUUCAAAUUAAGGAAACUUAAACCUAAAAAAAAGCAACAAAAAUAAGUUCAAGAUCAAACGAGAUUACGGAAUUAAUUAAUUUUAACUAGCAGACUAUUAUGAAUAAUUUAAUGAUCAUGAAAGAAAGAAAAAAACGAGUCGUUUUACAAUUUAAUAUGGUUUUUCUCUUGUUCCCGUUUUUGUCGUUUUGUUUUGUCUCUGCAUACACCACAUUGUGUUGCAUAUUUUAUCAACCUUAAAUUCGAAAGCAAUUUUUUUGUACUUUGAUCGCUAAACAUAUGUUGAACUAUGUCAACCAAAAAAAAUGAUUGUGCCAUACAGAGAUGAGUAUGGUUUUGUGAAGGAAAUGAUACUUUUUUACAACGAAAACUGACCCGACAGAUCAGAUACUCUCAGUCGUAAGAUGAUGAUGAUGAUUUCCCCGAUUUAUUUUCAAAAUUAGAUUAGAAUCUUUAUAGGGAAUGUAUAUAGGAAAACGAUGUUAUUCAUACGCAAUUGCAUAUAUUAAUCAAAAGAAAGAAGGACAGACAACUAUCAAUAUAUAUAUAAAUGCAUGCUGAACUUGAAACUGGAAAUACUAGAUUUAAAAGUGGGGAGAAUUUAAGUGUAAAGAUAUAUCUAUUAUAUAUUAUAGUUGUGUGAUAUGUAUGACUGUUAAGUUAAAUGGUUUUUACUAUAUGAUUGUAUGAUAUAAUAUAUCAUAAUAAAUACAAAAUAAUCUA
Hermetia illucens (black soldier fly) is the source of this 2509-nucleotide messenger RNA. RefSeq lists its product as uncharacterized. The coding region runs from base 159 to 842 and encodes 227 amino acids. The transcript has 2 exons. NCBI's taxonomy places the organism in Eukaryota, Metazoa, Arthropoda, Insecta, Diptera, Stratiomyidae. The record is from RefSeq and is a predicted model, not a curated record.